AUGGCCGCACCGAUAACUCAAUGCGAUCAUCGCAGACAACACUGGCCAACGCGGCCUGCAUGCGAUCCCGACAUGGGAUACGAUGACGGCUGGCGGCCUUGUGAACAGGAACCGACGAGGGGUCCGGCCACUGGCACUGCCCCCCAUGGUCCUCGGACGAUAUGUUUAGAGUGCUGGCAACAUACCAUGCAACUACCUCCUCCAGCAGGUUUCGACUUUAGAAACCAUAUCGAGCAUGCAACAAAUGAUCUUGUCUACCAUCCCGUUCCGCAUGGUACCGUGUGGCAAUGGGAUCUGCGUAACAGCGCUGUAGUCCGAGGAUACAACCACAACAUCGAGACAACUCAGACACUGCUCUGCAAGACUUGCACGGAGAAGGAGAUAGCGCGAUGGAGGCUCUGUGAAGCCAAUCAAAAUUACGCGCAUGCAUUCAUUGUAGGUCGGUCUCAAUGGGCCGCCGACGAACAUACAAACACCUGUGUGUGUGUAAAGAAGUACAUCACCCAUCCGUACUACUGUCUCGAUUGCAUGAGGGGAGCUUUGAACGAUCGUCUGUACACAGCCGAUCAAAACAGACUAUGGCUCCAAGACAAGGGUCACUCAGCUGCAGGCCAACGCAGACUCGUUAGCCUGGUUCAUCGUGAUGUUAGAGCAGUCGAAGACUACACUAUACCUUGUCGUUGUGGCCGCGAUGUUAACAGGUAUGCCGUCGCGGCUGCACCUCAAGCCACUUUCUGCCUCGCAUGCAAUGGCACUAAAAUCUGGACGAACAACAUACCUGCAGCACGCUAUCCAGUACGUGCGAGUCAACCACCACUUCCUGAUCCAGCAGCGCCGUAUCCUUUGCGGCUCAACGCUUCCAACGAUCAUAACAAUCUCCCCGCCAAUCUUCAGGAUGGUGCUCCUGAAAUCAUACGCAGUCAGUUCUAA
Aureobasidium namibiae CBS 147.97 is the source of this 930-nucleotide messenger RNA. RefSeq lists its product as uncharacterized. The record is from RefSeq and is a predicted model, not a curated record. The transcript is spliced from 2 exons. The coding region runs from base 1 to 930 and encodes 309 amino acids. Lineage: Eukaryota; Fungi; Ascomycota; Dothideomycetes; Dothideales; Saccotheciaceae.